UGGGACAAAAAGGCAAAUCAGAAACUAGAAAAAAUGCACCAACCGAAUACCUGAACCUGUCUUCCUCCACCUGCAACACGCGCCUUCUUCACCGCUCGCUUUCAUUCUAUCCUGGCCUGACUGUCAACUUUCACAGGCCAUGGUUGGAGCUUUCUACCACCUGGUAGGGUGUAUACUGCAAUUUUAUAAAUUUGGUUGAGACUCCUCAUCCACUACACGGACCGGUCAUUUUCCUCUUUGCACUCUACUGAUUUCUGGACCAUUGUUUGGAAGUAAACAUUCUACACUCUCAAUUUGGUCACUGAUGUGGCCUAUAUGCUUGCUAUUCAACAAGAUUCUUAGGACGGAAGACGUAAGAGAAUUCAAAGGAGAUAAUUUGAAUGUGAUAGAAUCAUACUUGUUUCAGCAAUCAUCAAGUAGCAUAGAUCCCCGCACUCCCUCCUUACGCCGUUCACUCUUCAUUGAAGUACCACACAUAAACCAACUAUAUACAUGGGAUUGUGGCCUUGCUUGUGUCUUGAUGGUUUUGAAAACUAUUGGUGCCAACAACUGUGAUAUCCAAACACUGGUUGAACUAUGCUGCUCAACUAGCAUUUGGACUGUUGAUUUGGCGUAUUUGUUACAGAGAUUUUCUGUUACUUUUUCCUACUUCACAGUGACAUUUGGUGCAAACCCAAACUAUUGUAUUGAAUCAUUUUACCAGGAGGAGUUUCCUAAUGAUCUAGUGAGAGUGGAUAUGCUAUUCCAGAAAGCAAUGGAGGCUGGGAUUGAUAUACAGUGCAGGUCAAUUAGUGCAAAAGAGAUUUCCAUUCUCAUAUUAUCUGGGAAAUAUAUUGCUAUUGCAUUAGUUGACCACAAUAAAUUGAGUUAUGUAUGGCAAGAUGAUGUUCAUGUCCCUGGUGUCUUCAGCAAUAACCUUGGCUACACUGGUCACUAUGUGUUGAUAUGUGGUUACGAUGCUGGAGCAGAUAUGUUUGAGAUUAGAGAUCCUGCGAGCUCUAAGAAACAAAAGAGGAUCUCUUCAAAGUCCUUAGAAGAAGCUCGUAAAGCCUUUGGUACUGAUGAAGAUCUUUUGUUGAUAUCAUUGGAGAAGAGCAACAACCAUCACCAACCUUCUCUGCAACCUUCCAUCGAUUUCAAAACUGAUUCUUGAUUUUCAUUCCCUGUUUUGCAAUGAUUUUACCUUGUUACAUUUUUCUUUUUUGCAUAUAGUAUACACCCCUUGUGUAUUUUAGUUGCUAUGAACAUAGCUUCUUGCGUAUAAAUGUUCCCAGAAAAAACCUUUUAAAAUGGUUUCUUCUGGGAUAUAUGCAUUUAUUUAAGGUAAAAUUCAUUUCUCAAAACUGUAUAUUAUAUUAUAGUUAUCAAUUCAUUCUAUUCUUAUGUAAGCCAUUUAUUCUUUCUGAAACCACAAGACAGACAACUAUGAUGCUGUACUGGUUUGGGGCUCAAUUGUAAAGGUGAUAUUAUUUAGCCUGAAAUUACAGAAUAAAGUUUCUUAAAUCCUGAUUACAUGUCUUAUUCUCCA
Molecule: messenger RNA, 1528 nt
Organism: Lotus japonicus
Lineage: Eukaryota; Viridiplantae; Streptophyta; Magnoliopsida; Fabales; Fabaceae
Product: guanylyl cyclase 1
Exons: 11
Coding region: 305-1153 (282 amino acids)
Source: RefSeq, a predicted model, not a curated record